CGCAGUGCGAGCGCAGCGCGCUGGCCGCAGGAGCACGGAUGCCCCCCGGAGCCGCGGGCUGGCAGGUCUCGGGUCCUGAGGCUGCCGGUGGACUAUGGGGACAACGGCCAGCACAGCCCAGCAGACGGUGUCGGCGGCCGCUCCCUUCCAGGGCCUCCAGGGCAGUGGCACGAUGGAUGGCCGGCAUUCCCUCAGCGUCCACUCCUUCCAGACAAGCGUGCACAACAGCAAGGCCAAGUCCAUCAUCCCCAACAAGGUGGCUCCCGUCGUGAUCACGUACAACUGCAAGGAGGAGUUCCAGAUCCACGAUGACCUGCUCAAGGCUCACUACACCCUGGGCCGGCUCUCGGAUGUCACCCCCGAGCACUACCUGGUGCAGGGCCGCUACUUCCUGGUGCGGGACGUCACUGAGCAGAUGGACGUGCUGGGCACCUCGGGGAGCUGCGGGGCCCCCAACUUUCGACAGGCGCGGGGCGGACUCCCCGUGUUCGGCAUGGGACAGCCCAGCCUCUUGGGGUUCAGGCGGGUGCUCCGGAAACUUCAGGAGGAGGGGCACAAGGAGUGCAUCUUCUUCUGCGUGCGGGAGGAGCCAGUGCUGUUCCUGCGGGCCGAGGACGACUUCGUGCCCUACACGCCGCGGGACAAGCAGAGCCUGCGCCAGAACCUCCAGGGCCUCGGCCCCGGGGUCUCCGCAGAGAGCUUGGAGCUGGCCAUCCGCAAAGAGAUCCACGACUUCGCCCAGCUGAGCGAGAACACGUACCACGUGUACCACAACACUGAGGACCUGCGGGGCGAGCCCCACACGGUGGCCAUCAGGGCGGAGGACGACAUGCACGUGACGGAGGAGGUGUACAAGCGGCCCCUCUUCCUGCAGCCGGGCUACAGGUACCACCGCCUGCCCCUGCCGGAGCACGGGGCCCCUCUGGAAGCCCAGUUGGAUGCCUUCGUCAGUGUCCUCCGGGAGACCCCCAGCCUAUUGCGGCUCCGCGAUCCCCAUGGGCCACCCCCUGCCCUCCUCUUCAGCUGCCAGACAGGAGUGGGCAGGACCAGCCUGGGCAUGGCCCUGGGGGCCCUCAUCCUCUUUCACCGCAGUGGGGCCACCUCACAGCCAGAGGCCGCCCGGCAGCUGCCCAUGGAGCAGUUCCAGGUGAUCCAGAGCUUCCUCCGCCUGGUGCCGCAGGGAAGGAAGCUGGUGGAGGAGGUGGACCGAGCCAUCACCGCCUGUGCAGAGUUGCAUGACCUGAAGGAAGUGGUCUUGGAAAACCAGAGGAAGCUGCAAGGCGUGGGGCCCCAGAGCCCAGGCCAGGAACAGGCCAGCAGGCGCAGUGUCCAGCAGAAGGCGCUGUGGAGCCUGGAGCGCUACUUCUACCUGAUCCUGUUUAACUAUUACCUGCAGGAGCAGUACCCGCUGGCCCUUGCCCUCAGUUUCAGCCGCUGGCUGUGUGCCCACCCCGAGCUGUACCGUCUGCCUGUGACGCUGAGCCUGGCGGGGCCUGUGGUGCCCGGGGACCUCCUUGCCCAGGGCUCCCUGGGGGCAGAUGAUCUCGUGUCCCCGGACGCGCUCAGCACUGUCAGAGAGAUGGACGUGGCCAACUUCCGACGGGUGCCCCGUCUGCCCAUCUACGGCAUGGCCCAGCCCAGCGCCAAGGCCCUGGGGAGUAUCCUGGCCUACCUGACGGACGCCAAGCGGAAGCUGCGGCAGGUGGUCUGGGUGAACCUGCGAGAGGAGGCCGUGCUGGAGUGUGACGGGCGCACCCACAGCCUGCGGCCGCCCGGGCCACCCCUGGACCCUGCCCAGCUGGAGGCGCUGGAGGCCCAGCUAAAGGCCCAUCUGAGCCCACCUGCGGCCGACACCAAGGGCCCACCGACCCCCAGGUUCCAGACGUGCCUGACCACGCAGGAGGUCUUCAGCCAGCACCGCAGGGCCUGCCCUGGCCUCACCUACCACCGCAUCCCCGUGCCCGACUUCUGUGCCCCCCGCGAGCAGGACUUCGACAGGCUGCUGCAGGCCCUGCAGGCCCCCCUUGCCAAGGACCCGGGCAGUGGCUUCGUGUUCAGUUGCCUCAGUGGCCAAGGCCGGACCACGACGGCGAUGGUGGUGGCCGUGCUGGCCUUCUGGCACAUCCAAGGCUUCCCCGAGGUGUGUGAAGAGGAGCUUGUGAGUGUGCCCGAUGCCAAGUUCACCAAAGGCGAGUUUCAGGUGGUGAUGCAGGUGGUGCAGCUGCUGCCCAACGGGCACCACGUGAAGAAGGAGGUGGAUGCGGCCCUGGACACGGUCAGUGAGACCAUGACGCCCAUGCACUACCACCUGCGGGAGAUCAUCAUUUGCACCUACCGCCAGGCGAAGGCAGCCAGAGGGGAGCAGGAUGUGUGGCGGCUGCAGCUGCGGAGCCUGCAGUACCUGGAGCGCUACGUGUACCUGAUUCUCUUCAACGCCUACCUCCACCUGGAGAGGGCCGACUCCUGGCAGAGGCCCUUCAGCACCUGGAUGCGGGAGGUGGCGGCGAAGGCAGGAGUCUAUGAGCUUCUCAAUCAGCUGGGCUUCCCUGAGCUGGAGGGCACUGAGGACCGGCCCUGCUCCAGGCUGCCCUGUUCCAGGCUGCGCCACCGGUGGCAACAGUGGCCUGACAGCCCCGAGCCCUCUGCGGCUGGGGACUUCCUGUAGGGGACUUCCUCCCGGCUCCCCCUGAGGGCCCCUUGCAUCCUGGAGGUGCCACUGUGAACCGAUUCCCAGCUUCCUGGAGAGGCUGGGGUGGGGUUGGCAGCCUUUUUUUAGAAAGAGCUUUUCCUGGGGCACUUAGCACAGCGUGUGGUUGACCCCCAGGCUCCCCCCACCCCCGGCCACCCUGGCCUCCAAGGAGCUCCCUCCCAAACUGCCAAACAGCUGAGCACCAUCGCCUCCUGUCGUCGUCUGAGCCCCAGGCCAGCACUGUCCCCUCCGCUGCUGACUCCGCUGUCCUGCCCAAGCCUCUUCCCUGACGUGUGCUGGGUGGACUGUGACCUUAACGGCAGCUUCUUCCCCAUGUCUGGCCUCCGUGCGCCCCUCCAGCCUCGGAGAUUGCAAAGACAGCCUGCGUGGCCAUGGAGCUGGCAGAGGCCAAGAGGCCAGAGGCCCACAGAAGCCCUCUGGGGGACCAGGUGCAGCGCAGAGCCUGGGAGCCGGCCAGGAGGCACUGAGGAAGCCGCGGCCUGGAGCGGAGGCACUUCUGCACUGAUCUCCGCCCUGAGUGCCCAGCAGGGCUCCCAGCCCCGCCCUCGGGGCCAGUGGCGUGUGAGGGGCUGGGCUCAGCGUGGCGUGAGGGGCUCACCUGGAUCCCAGGCCAUCGCAGAGACCCUGGGCUGCCUGGUGAGGAUCGCCCGUGUCCAUGCAGUGGGCAGGCUGCUCGGGGGAGGCCGCGGCAGAGCGGAACUGUGUUUGUGUCCUGCAGCUGUUGUGGCCGGGGGCUGCCCAGUGAGGAGGGGGCUGCCCGCCAUCCACCUGGCUGGCUCACUGGGCUCGGGCACUUCUGCAGGAAGACAGAGCUGCGUGUCACCCGCAUCUGGAAAGGGAAGAGGCCAGCGUUGUGGGGAGGUGGCUGACCCCUUGGCUGACGCCGUUUGCAGAACUACUGUGUAUCUGUUCACUACCUUUUUUUUUUUUUAAUUUUUUCGCAUGUAUGAAAACAUUUUAAAUUCUUUGUGGGACGUGGUCCAGAUGAAGAGUCAGAGAGCGGGUCCUUGUGUGCGUGUGGUUGGCUCUUUCAGCUGUGCUGGGACCACUGGCUGACCACUUCACCUCUCUGCCUCAGCCUCAGUUUCCCCAUCUGUAAAAUGGGAGAAUAAUACUUGUCUACCUACCUCACAGGGGCGUUGUGAGGAUUCUUUUUUUUUUUGUACAAGCUUUUGAGCAUUAAAAACA
Molecule: messenger RNA, 3898 nt
Organism: Lepus europaeus (European hare)
Lineage: Eukaryota; Metazoa; Chordata; Mammalia; Lagomorpha; Leporidae
Gene: PALD1
Product: phosphatase domain containing paladin 1
Exons: 20
Coding region: 95-2665 (856 amino acids)
Biological process (GO): dephosphorylation
Molecular function (GO): phosphatase activity
Source: RefSeq, a predicted model, not a curated record